CAUUUCCCAGGUUCAGAAAGAGCCUCCCGUUCACUGCGGCCGUCGCAUCGUCCGUUCGCCUGCAACUUUCCGAAGUCUAUUCUAAACUCUGGAUUUGAUUUUAAAGCCGACGAUUUAUUGGAUUAACGUUUCCGAGGGAGUUAUUUUAGAUGAAAUGAAAGCGACAGCCAACCAAGCUCCGCCCCCAUGCCCCGCCUCGCCAUCGCCGAUUGGUCCGCUGGUUUGACCGACCUCGGCCGCAGCUGAACCAACCAGGGUCCCGCCCACGCUUCACUGACCCCGCUCGUCGCCGCCCGGUCGGGUCGGGAGGUCGGAGGUCGGGAGGUCGGGGGUCGUCGGCGGCAGCCACUCAGAAGAUGAACAAGCUCCCCUUCCACAACAACCGCGCCAUGCAGGACCGCCGCUGCGUCUGUGUCUUUCUGCCCAACGACGACACGCUCAACGUCAUCGUCAACGUGAAGACCCUGUCCCAGGAGCUGCUGGUCCAGGUGUGUGACCUGCUCCGUCUGAAGGACUGCCACCUGUUUGGACUGAGCGUCGUCCAGAACAAUGAACACAUCUACAUGGAGCUGGACCAGAAGUUGUCCAAGUACUGCCCCAAGGAGUGGAAGAGGGAGGCCAGCAAGGGCAUCGACCAGUUCGGCCCUCCCAUGAUAAUCCACUUCAGAGCCCAGUAUUACGUGGAGAACGGGAGGUUGAUAAGUGACCGGGCGGCCAGGUACUACUACUACUGGCACCUGAGGAAGCAGGUGCUGCUGUCCCAGUGCGUGCAGCGCGAGGAGGCCUACUUCCUGCUGGCCGCCUUCGCCCUGCAGGCAGACCUGGGGAACUUCAAGCGCAACAAGCACUUUGGAAAGUACUUCGAGCCCGAGGCUUACUUUCCCCCCUGGGUGAUCACCAAGCGGGGGCGGGACUACAUCCUGCGCCACAUCCCCAACAUGCACAAGGACCAGUUCGCCCUGACGGCCUCGGAGGCCCACCUCAAGUACAUCAAGGAGAGCGCCCAGCUCGACGACGUCACCGUCCACUUCUACCGCCUCUACAAGGACAAGAAAGAGGUGGAGGCGUCGCUCACGCUAGGACUGACGCUUCGCGGGAUCCAGAUCUUCCAGAACGUGGGGUCUGUGAGGCAGCUGCUGUACGACUUCCCCUGGACCAACGUGGGCAAGCUGGUCUUCGUGGGGAAGAAGUUCGAGAUCCUUCCGGACGGUCUGCCCAGCGCACGGAAGCUAAUGUACUACACGGGCUGUCCCGUGCGCUCCCGCCACCUCCUGCAGCUGCUGAGCAACAGCCACCGCCUGUACAUGAACCUGCAGCCCGUCCUCAAGCAGGUCCGCCACCUGGAGGAGAACGAAGAGAAGAAGCAGUACCGGGAGUCCUACAUCAGCUCCAGCGACGCCCUGGAGCUCGACAUGGACCCCCUGGACAAGAGGUGCCGGGCCAGCGGCAGCAGCGCCGGCAGCAUGUCCCACCACCACACGCGUCUGUCCCGCCACUCCACCGCCUCCCACGGCAGCUCGCACACCUCGGGCGUGGAGACGGACAGCUUCCGGACCCCCGGCCAGCCGCCGCACCGGGCGCUGCGCGGCUGCAGCUCCUCCACCACCAGCCAGGGCAGCUCGCACACCUCAGGGGUGGAGAGCAGCGGGAAGGACCGCAUCCUGGACGAGGAGAUCGAGAUGUUGGUGGACGACCCGAAGGACUAUGAGGAGCUCCACGAGAUGGCUCUAGAGCUGACCCAGGACCUGUGCAUCCACAUCACCGAGGACAUGCUCACCAUGUCACCAGACCAGGGCAGCGGAUACUCAGGUCUCAUCGUGAAGGACGUGAGCUCGUCGACGUCCAGCUCCUCCGAGACGGUGGUGAAGAUGAGGGGGCAGAGCAUAGAGUCCCUACCCCAGACGUUGGUCUGCCGUAAGACCCAGUCGUCCACCGACCGCCACAGCCAAUCCCUGGACGACGUGCGCCUCUACCAGAAGGGCUGCAUGCAGUGGGCGGAGCUCUGCCAGGACACCGCCCACAGCUACACCUUCGGCUGCGCCCAGGAGCUCAGCGACAGCUGCGCCUACCCGGGGCUGACGGAGCCGAGCGUUGGCGUCCGCGGCGAGCAGCACGCCUUCCCCAUCAAGAGGACCAACAAGUACUUCUCUCUGGACCUCACCAGCGACGAGGUGCCCGAGUUCGUGGUGUGAGGGCUGGGGGGCCGAGGGAGGGGGGGGGGGGGGUAACACACCAGCCGGGGAGAUCCGGUCUGAACGCCACUCAGGAGCCAGUCACGAUCUGUUACUACAGCAGAAGUCAGAGGAGGGUGGGUGAACUGGAUUGAACUGGAGUAAACGCAGGCUAAAGCGGUCUGAACCUGGUUGGUUUUUGGGGGAUACUGCGUCGGUUGAGUGACCCCCCCCCUUCCCCCCCUCACCACAUGAAUCUAAGAUGACCCGACAGAGUGUGCAGAGGCAUCAGGUGGAAACCGGAACUUCGUCGAUGAAAUAAAAAAAUAACUCUUUGCUGAAGAGGGGUAUCUUAAAGUCCACUUCUGCUUCUCCACUGUGACACUCGUUUGGACUGGAGAGCGAGAGGGAAAAGCGUUGUUACAAAAUACGUCUCUUCCGUCAGUCGGACAAACACUAGAGCGCAUUCAAAGAGCUUCAUGGGACGGAAGCGGUUGGAUGAUCACCAUGACGACAGUGCCUAUUCUAACAAGAAAAAAAAAAAAAAAAGGACCCAUUGUAGGUCACAAACCGACUGACACAUUGCAUGAACACCGGAGACGUGGGGCGUCCAAGCACACACAUCGUGGCUUCGUGUUGAACUCAUCCAUACCACGCGCGAGCCAGGAGCCACGAGCUGACAGCCAAAGAAAAGACCACGCUCAAACCGGGGAACAAACGCAUCAUGUGCCCGCGUGAGGAUCCAUUACCAUGUAAAGAAACAUCACUUUAACCUUUGACCCCAAGAGUAGAGACCAGUGGCAUCUGGGAAGUGGAGUCAUUUGAGUGAUUAGAGUGAACAUCCAGCAUGUUCCAUGUCAUUAUUACCAUGGCGGGAAGUGCAGAGUGCCAACAUACAACAUACAUGUUCCUGUGAACACGUACCAGAGGUGCCUUUUGUCAUACUAUGCAAGUUCCUGGACAUCUCGCAAAAACGCUCACCGUGACAAACACACCCACACCUUCUUCAUUGACUGCGAUUCUUUAAAAACGCUUUUAGUGUGAAGCACUCCCCAGUAGUUGGAAAUAUACUAGGUCACAAUUCAGACACUGUGACCCCUCAAUACAUCAUACAUCGUCUUAUUUGGUCGGAUAAAUAAUCAGCUUUUUCUUUCAUAAAUGGGAUUAUUAAUGUUUCUUCAUGGCCAUUUUUAUGUUUUCUUAAUGUAAAGUUUUCAGUGAGGUGAUGGUUUCUCUGGGAAACCUUAUUCGGUUAACGAAUCAUUCAUGUCCCUAUACAAGACUUGGCUCCGUGUGGAUUUUUUGUUCUAACCCUUUACAUUAAGAUAUGUUGCAUUGUUGUUUAUAUAGAGUGCGUUGUUUUGUUUUGUUAUUAUUAUUUCAAACUGGAAUUUUUCAAACUUUUUUAUAAAAGAUUUUAUCCUGCAUAUUUUUUUGACCUUUCCCAAAAUCGUCAUCUUUAUCAUCAUGGACAUCUUUGUAUUUUUUGUAUUGAGUGUUGACUCGCGUCUCUGUUGAACGGUGGUUCUGGUGUAUGCGGUCAGUCUUUCAGUAUUAAGAGCGACGCAUGUAGUGUUUUGAUCGUUGGUCAGGUCUUCCUUAAUACUGUUGCCCCCUGGUGGCGAACAACAUAACCUGUUACAUUCAUGGUCAUUGGUAAAGCAGUCACAAUGUAUGUUUUAACUUGAGUUGAAUGCGUUUAUCCUUGGGAUGCCACAGACUGUAGCGGAGAACAAAGGGAUGUUAUAAUAGCUGAUGCUAUCUAACAGGUUAUGUCUUUCCUCGUCUUUUAACUCAUUUGGUUAAAAUACUUAUAAUGUGUGCCAAGAUUGUGUCCAUUCCAUAUCCCUUGUUUAUCAAUAGCAUUGUUUCUAUGAUAAUAUUAUGGCAGUUUUAAUUUGUGGUGACUGAACAUUCAACACUUAACAUGAGCUCACUAAAAAAGAGGCUUCAGGUGGAUUCAGCUGCGACAGAACCAUACAGCCAUUGCUUUAUGUUUGCUUUGAAAUAUGUUUGUGAUAACAAGCAGAUUAGGGCCCCUGGUAUGAAUUGAAUAGUCUGAAACUGUUAUAUAGGGGAAAACACAUGGCUAAUUGGAAAAUGGGCUGCAUUAGCUUUGCUAAAGCUAUAUGAAAACGUCAAUAUCUUAAAAUACCCACCAACAUGUUUUUAUCCAAAGCAUUAUUCAAUGAAUUCUCUUCAAUAUCAGACUCAUUUAUUUGUUGAGAUGCUAAAGGCACCAUGAAUAAGAGGUCAAGGUAAAAUAAUAUAAAUGGUUAGGCGUAGGCCUAUAUAGCAGCGUUUUGUGAAAGUCAAACAAAAACAAAUUAUAGUAAGUUUAUGCGAUUUUGAGUCGAACCGCUUCUGCUAAGCGUACUUAUUGAUGGAGAUGAGUCUUAUGUUGAUGGGUAUCACGUUGACUGGCCUUUUAGUGUCAAGGUACAGAGCCAUAGAACCACAGCACCACGACGCUCAUGCUUUCCGACGUGUGUGUUGUGGGCGUGUCGUGGGCGGGGUUACGUCUGCACUUGUCCUUUCUGUGAAAGGAAUUCCUCGCUGGAAAAAUAAAUGGAUGACAUAUAUUUUUCUUCUUUUUGGUCACCCUAAUGUGUUCUGAUGAAGUCUUUGGUCUGUGCCUUUUGUGGUACUAAUACCCUCAAUACUCCAUAAAAUAAAGGUACAUUUAUUUGCCAAAAAUCUGUGGUCUAAUUAUGUUUAUUCCACGUUUGUUUUUAUAGUUUGAAAGGUACCCCACACACACACACACACACACACACACACACACACACACACACACACACACACACACACACACACACACACACACACACACACACACACACACACACACACACACACACACACACACACACACACACACACACACACACACACACACACACACAACAACGAA
This is a messenger RNA of Gadus macrocephalus (Pacific cod), 5085 nucleotides long. It is a transcript of the gene frmd6, whose product is annotated as FERM domain containing 6. Gene Ontology annotation, biological process: positive regulation of hippo signaling. The transcript is spliced from 14 exons. Gene Ontology annotation, cellular component: cytoskeleton; cytoplasmic side of apical plasma membrane. NCBI's taxonomy places the organism in Eukaryota, Metazoa, Chordata, Actinopteri, Gadiformes, Gadidae. The coding region runs from base 357 to 2192 and encodes 611 amino acids. The record is from RefSeq and is a predicted model, not a curated record.